AUGGCUAAAUAUACAGAAGAUCAAUUAUUACAAUUAAAAUCAGAAUCUUAUAUUCCACAACCAACAAUUUUACAAGCAUUCAAUGAAAUGAUUGAACAAGUAAAACAACAUUCAUUAUUACAACAACAACAAUAUCAACAAUCUCAACAACAACAACCACAACAAAAUUCUGGCUCAACCACUACAAACAAAUGGAAUAAUGGAGAUACUUAUAUUGAUGAAAAGGGAAAUGAAAGAAGUUAUCAUCAUUUGAAUAGAAGAAGAAAUUCAAAAAAUAAUGGACAAUCUGGUGGUUUUAUUGGUUCAAAUAUUGGUAACACCACGUCUACGGCUCAUAAAUAUAAUAAAAAGAAACCAGAAUUUAAAAAAGAUGAAGAUGGUUGGGAAUCAUUUACUACUCCACAAGUUGAAGAUUCAACAUCAACUACAACAAAUGAAGAUCAACAACAACAAAAAUCUAAAGGAUCAAGUAUUGGAAUUAGAGCAAGACCAAAUAAUAAAAAUUUAGGGUCCUCAAAGGCAGUUGAUCCAAGAGAAAUUGUAAGUGAUAAACAAACCAGAAGUUUUAAUGCUUUUGAAGCUUUAGAUGAUGAUGACGAAGAUGACGAUGAUGAAGAUGAUGAAGAUGAUGAAUAA
Molecule: messenger RNA, 636 nt
Organism: Lodderomyces jiufengensis
Lineage: Eukaryota; Fungi; Ascomycota; Pichiomycetes; Serinales; Debaryomycetaceae
Exons: 1
Coding region: 1-636 (211 amino acids)
Biological process (GO): translational initiation; negative regulation of translation
Source: RefSeq, a predicted model, not a curated record